Puntigrus tetrazona (Sumatra barb) is the source of this 1664-nucleotide messenger RNA. RefSeq names its product guanine nucleotide binding protein (G protein), alpha activating activity polypeptide, olfactory type (gene gnal). Gene Ontology annotation, biological process: adenylate cyclase-modulating G protein-coupled receptor signaling pathway. The transcript has 12 exons. Gene Ontology annotation, cellular component: heterotrimeric G-protein complex. The record is from RefSeq and is a predicted model, not a curated record. Lineage: Eukaryota; Metazoa; Chordata; Actinopteri; Cypriniformes; Cyprinidae. Bases 312 to 1451 code for a protein of 379 amino acids. Gene Ontology annotation, molecular function: GTPase activity; GTP binding; G-protein beta/gamma-subunit complex binding.
GAGGCAGUGCUGAGUUAAAGACACACAAACACAGACACAUUACAGCAAAAUAGCGAGAGAGGAGAGAGACAGAUGAUCAGAGCUUCAGCCGCUUGUACUGAUUUUCAAACAUUGAUCAUGAAUAUAUCGAGAGGAUCUGACUGAAUCUGUCGCUUGUGUGUGUAAAGGAGUCAAAGCGAAACCAUUUUUCCCCCCGUGGCGCACGGAUUUCUCGCCCUAUUAAUCAGUCCGAUUGCAAAUCAUCUUUACAGAAGAUAUUAGCGAUAAUCGUAUAAUUUACUGUGCAUUUGAGAAGAAAGGAUCUUUUAAACAUGGGAUGUUUGGGCAACAGCAAGACAGAGGAUCAGCGCAUCGACGAGAAGGCUCAACGAGAAGCGAAUAAAAAGAUCGAGAAACAGUUACAGAAAGAGAGACAGGCGUAUAAAGCCACACACCGCUUGCUCUUAUUAGGCGCUGGGGAAUCCGGGAAGAGCACUAUUGUCAAACAGAUGCGAAUCCUGCACGUCAACGGCUUUAACGCAGAAGAAAAGAAGCAAAAAAUAUUGGAUAUCCGGAAAAAUGUGAAGGACGCCAUUGUGACGAUAAUAUCUGCAAUGAGCACCUUAACGCCCCCAGUGUCAAUUGCCAACCCGUCCAAUCAGCCCAGAGCUGAGUACAUCAAAAGUAUAGCUCCACUCUCAGAUUUUGACUACACAGAGGAAUUUUUUGAGCAUGCAAAGCAUCUGUGGGAUGAUGAGGGAGUGAAGGCCUGUUUCGAGCGCUCAAACGAGUAUCAACUCAUCGACUGCGCACAGUACUUCCUGGAUAGAAUUGAGUCUGUACGACAGAGUGACUACACACCAACAGACCAGGAUUUGCUGAGGUGCCGUGUUUUGACUUCAGGGAUUUUUGAAACCCGAUUUCAAGUAGACAAAGUCAACUUUCAUAUGUUUGAUGUGGGCGGUCAGAGAGAUGAAAGAAGGAAAUGGAUUCAGUGCUUUAAUGAUGUGACCGCCAUCAUCUUUGUGGCAGCCAGUAGCAGUUAUAACAUGGUCAUAAGGGAGGACAACAGCACUAACCGGCUGCGCGAGUCUCUUGAUCUGUUCCGCAGCAUCUGGACUAACAGGUUUUUAAGGACCAUCUCAGUGAUCUUAUUCCUGAACAAACAAGACAUGCUGGCAGAAAAAAUUCUGGCAGGAAAAUCCAAACUCGAAGAUUAUUUUCCAGAGUAUGCUCGAUACACUCUUCCUCCUGAAGCAACCCCUGAUCCCGGAGAAGACCCGAAAGUGUCCAGGGCAAAGUUUUUUAUUCGAGAUGAAUUCUUGAAAAUCAGCACAGCGAGCGGCACAGACAAACACUACUGCUAUCCUCACUUCACCUGUGCUGUGGACACAGAAAACAUCCGUCGUGUAUUCAAUGACUGUCGUGACAUUAUUCAGAGGAUGCACCUCCGCCAAUAUGAACUCUUGUGAUUGGCUCCCCAGAUCUGGCUGCUCCUCCAAUCAACACUUUUCCAGUCCCACAUCACAUGGGGUCUUUGAGAACUACUGAAGAGUGACAAUGUUGUCAUGUUUUUUGUUGUUGUUGCGCUUGUUUUCCUUUUUCUGACUUUCACAUGCUUGUUUUCGUUUCUAAAUUAUUUAUAGUCUUGUGUAUGUGUGUGCAUAUAUAUAUAUAUAUAUAUA